GUCGGAUAGAUCAGUGGAGUGUUUAGAGACGAGUUCUGUCGUUAGUUUGUUAAAGUGACAAAUAGGGCAAAAGACUCUAAUUUCAGAUAUCAUAUUUACGCAUCAAAAAUAUGUAGUGUAAUGGAAGUGAUAAGGACGGCAAGGAAGUGGAGGAAUUGGCCACCACCGAAAUUCGCUGAUAUUUUAUAAUCAGUCAAUUGACUAUAUAAAAAGAAUCGACAAUUCUGCCACAUAGUCGUGAUCAAACUGCUAACACGAAUUUUCGGGAAGUUCUAUAUUUCUCGAAGAUAAAAUGAAGGGAUUAUUUUUCAUCACUAUUGCCGCGUAUAUCUCCUACGUUAUAUGUGCUGAAGACUUGCCGAGCGUGAAUUGCCCACCGUACGACGAAAAUUCAACUGGGCCAUUCUAUGUUCCACACCCGUGCAAUUGCAAUGUUUACUACCUUUGCUUACCACCUGUAAAUAAGCCCAUGAAAUGCGAGUUGGGUUAUCACUUUAACAGCAUUACGCAGAAAUGCGAUUUUCCAUGGGUAGCAAAAUGCAAGGUUCAUCCUAAAUGCCCGAAAUCCGAGAUCCUAGAUGACGUAAUGUCUCAAGAAGAAGUAGUAUCUCAAUAAGAAGCGGGAGUAGUAUCCUAGGAACAACAGAGAGUAUCACAGGAACAACGAGGAAAAUUAUCUGCUGCCUUCUUCCACUAAGAAGUAUCCUAAAUCUACUUUCUUAAACAUAAUGUGUUUAAUGUU
Osmia bicornis bicornis is the source of this 742-nucleotide messenger RNA. Its product is annotated as peritrophin-1-like. Gene Ontology annotation, cellular component: extracellular region. The transcript is spliced from 3 exons. NCBI's taxonomy places the organism in Eukaryota, Metazoa, Arthropoda, Insecta, Hymenoptera, Megachilidae. The record is from RefSeq and is a predicted model, not a curated record. Gene Ontology annotation, molecular function: chitin binding. The coding region runs from base 293 to 616 and encodes 107 amino acids.